This is a messenger RNA of Coregonus clupeaformis (lake whitefish), 1178 nucleotides long. Its product is annotated as relaxin-3-like. Lineage: Eukaryota; Metazoa; Chordata; Actinopteri; Salmoniformes; Salmonidae. Gene Ontology annotation, molecular function: hormone activity. The transcript is spliced from 2 exons. Gene Ontology annotation, cellular component: extracellular region. The coding region runs from base 277 to 606 and encodes 109 amino acids. The record is from RefSeq and is a predicted model, not a curated record.
UGGAUGAGCUGAGAGGUAUAUAUAGGAGGAAGAUGCACGCCUUGAACCAGAGACCAGUCCACUGUGUUACUGCCUCAGCAAGAGACGCAGAGCGAGAGAGAAAGAGUGAGAGCGCGAGAGAGAGAGAGGAAGGAACACAAUAAACAGAACAAGAAGAAAUAAGAGAUAAAAGACAGAAAGUAGACCAGAGAAUCAGUCUCUGGUGGUCUUUGCAAGCGAGCACCCCAGUGCGGACGAACACACAGCAACCCACAGAGAGCCAUCCAGCCAGCCGUGAUGCGUGUGUUGCCAGUACUACUGCCCCUGCUGCUGUGUGUGGCGGGAGGGCUGAGCCAGGUGAGGGCGGAGGUGAAGGCGGUGAAGCUGUGUGGCAGAGAGUUCCUCAGGGCCGUCAUCUACACUUGUGGUGGCUCCCGCUGGAGACGGCUCGUCAACGAACAAGAGCAGCUGGAGGGUUUGGCCAAUGAGGAGAAGAGUCCGAGCAAUCUGGAGGACCUGAAGGCCAGUCUGGGGUCAGAGUUCAGCAGACGGGACCUGAACAACAUGCUGACCACCAUGUGCUGCCAGGUGGGCUGUAGGAAGAGCGACCUCACUUACCUCUGCUGAAGCCUGAGUGGGCUUCCUCUCCUUCCCUCUCCAAAACAGACUCCCAGAGGACAAAGCAGUUGAAAUUAUGUCAUUGCAACCAGUUUUGGCCGCUGGGCUCGUUCUCUUACUCUCGAAACCUGCCCUGCUGCUUUAUUCCUAGAAACAGAAAUAGAAAAACACAUUUGGAAGUAAAUGGAAGGCUCAGGAAAAACAGAAUGUUAGGUAUCAUAUAUCAUCAACCGUUUCAGACAAUCACAAUACUUGCACAGAACAAUCCAAAAUAGAUGUUAUGAAAUCAAGUUUUUAGAUAGAGCUUUUUAGGUAGUUGUAACUUGUGGUUAUCAUAGGUUUAGCAUUUGAAACAUAUUAUUAGUGUUUGAGAGAAACUUGUACUUGUUGUGCUGAUGUGUGUGGAUGACAUUGAGCAGGGAGGGAGCUGUAUUUCCUGGAGAUUGUUUUUCAUGGAGACACAGGAAGAAACCAGCCUCUUUUAUGUGUCGAUGAUGAGAGAGUUAAGAACCAAAGCUGAAUUCAGAGGCUUUCAUGUAACUUCUUGAAAAUACUUAUCUUGAUCGUACUGUAUAUUUUGC